ACAAUGUUAUUAUAAUUUCAACUAAGCGGGUCCCUCUUCCCCUUUGCGUCGGCAAAAUAUUGCAGAAGAAGCUCAGUCCAUGGCGUUGGCCCCAUUCAUCACACACUCACCAUUCAUAAAUUCCCAUUAUAAACUUCAAACCCAUUGCCAUUUACCUAAAUCCCCCCCUCCCCCACCUACGACAAAAAUCCUCCAUUUAUUUCUCCCUCAGUUUCUCCCCCAAAUAUGAAAUCCGAGCUUUCACCCACUAUGGCCGCCCUCAAGAAGGACACCUCAUCAGAAUCUGCCUUCUCCUUCUUCUUCUUCCUCUCAAAAAAAGCUCGCUACAAGUUCUGGGCCUUAGCUGCCAUUCUCCUCCUCGCCUUCUGGUCCAUGUUCACCGGCUCUGUUUCGCUUAAAUGGUCCGCCGGAACCUUCGCCAGAUUCUAUGACGGUCCUCUCAAGCCGAUCUUCGACGAUCUCGACAUUCUGGAAGUUGAAGACCGGGAGAGGGAUGUUCGGCACAUGUGGAAUUUGUACACACACGGUGGCGGUGGGCGGUUGCCGCGAUUCUGGUCGGAGGCAUUUGAAGCGGCGUAUGAGGAUUUGAUCGGCGACGAUCCCGGCCUUCGAGAUGCUGCACUUUUGGAGAUCGCUAGAAUGUCUUUGCAAUCUGUUCAUGUUGAUGUUGACCCAAUUUCGAUGAAACCGAAGGGUGAGAGCAAAUUGAAGAGCGGCUCAAAGCAAAAGCAAAUUGGAUGAGGUGUAGCAGCCCAAGAAGGUUAAAGCAAAUGCACUGUUCUAAGCCCCAAGGGCUUGUGCUUUUUUGAGGGAAGCUUUCAACUCUGUUUAGUUAAAUUUCUAUACUACAUUGAGAACAACAAUGGAAUGUACAAAUUUCACCACCAAUCCAAUAUCAAGUGAAAAAGUUAUUUUGUA
Messenger RNA from Cucumis melo (muskmelon), 918 nucleotides. RefSeq lists its product as uncharacterized. Lineage: Eukaryota; Viridiplantae; Streptophyta; Magnoliopsida; Cucurbitales; Cucurbitaceae. The coding region runs from base 226 to 741 and encodes 171 amino acids. The transcript has 3 exons. The record is from RefSeq and is a predicted model, not a curated record.